GCUGCGAGCAGAAGCCGCCUCCCCACUCUCCUACGGCCCCGUCUUCCCCCCACGAAUCCACUUCUCGCCAGAUCCGCCGUGUCAUGGCUCCCCGGCGUAAAGCCUCGUCUAUCCCGGAGGGAUACACCGAAGAUCUCUCGAAAGGCAAGAUGCUCCGAUUUGAAGAAUCCCUCCCUCGAUUACCCGUCCCCUCGCUGGAGGAGACGGGCCGACGCUACCUCAAGUCCGUCCAUCCCCUAGUGUCCGAAGCAGAGUACGAGCGCACCAAGAAGGCGGUCGAGGCGUUCGUGCGUCCCGGUGGAGAAGGGGAGCCCCUGCAGGAACGGUUGCUCGCCCGCGCGGCCGACCCCAAGACCAAGAACUGGCUUCUGGAAUGGUGGAACCACGCGGCCUACCUUGCCUACCGGGACCCGGUCAUUCCCUACGUCUCCUACUUUUACUCGUACCGCGACGACCGGGCCCGCCGAGACCCCGCCAAGCGGGCCGCAUCGGUGACGACGGCUGCCCUCGAGUUCAAGCGCCUAGUGGACUCGGGGGAGCUGGAGCCGGAGUACAUGCGCGGCCAGCCCAUGGCCAUGAGCUCGUAUGAGUACAUGUUCAACUGCUGCCGGAUUCCUGGCGACGGCGUGGACUAUCCCCAGAAGUAUCCUGCCAAGGACCACGAGCACAUUGUGGUGGUGCGGAAGAACCAGUUCUUCAAAGUGCCUCUGGCCGUGAACGGCCGGCCGUUGAACAACUCCGAGUUCCAGCGCCAGUUCGAGCGCAUUUAUCAGAUCGCGCAGCGGUCGCCCCCGGUCGGAACGCUGACGGUCGCCAACCGAGACGCGUGGGCCGACGCCCGGAAGAAGCUGCUGGCAGCUCACCCGGCCAACGAGCAGGCGCUGCGCGAUAUCGAGUCCAGCGGGUUCGUGGUGUGCUUAGACGACGCGUCGCCCGUGACCCUGGAGGAGCGUGCCCACCAGUACUGGCACGGGGAUGGCGCCAACCGCUGGUUCGACAAGCCGCUGCAGUUCAUCAUCACUGACAACGGCACGGCCGGGUUCAUGGGCGAGCACAGUAUGAUGGAUGGCAGUCCCACCCACCGCUUGAACGAUCAUAUCAACAGUCUGAUCUUUGGCAACAAGAUCGACCUGUCCGAGCAGGCGGUACGGUCCGACCUGCCCGAUCCGCGGCCCAUCACCUUCCACCUCAACGGGGAGGUGGACGAGGCGAUUGAGGCGGCCACCAAGGAGCACCGCCAGCAGAUCGCGAACCACGAGCUGCGCGUGCAAGCCUACCAGGGCUACGGCAAGGGGCUGAUCAAGAAGUUCAAGUGCAGCCCGGAUGCGUACGUGCAGAUGAUCAUCCAGCUGGCCUACUACAAGAUGUACGGCAAGAACCGACCGACGUACGAGUCGGCGUCGACGCGCAAGUUCCAGGAGGGACGGACGGAGACGAUCCGCACGGUGUCGGAUGAGAGUGUGGCUUUCUGCCGGGCCAUCAGCGACCCCGCGGUGGCUCGGGAGGAGGUGGUGCGGCUGUUCCGGGCGGCGCUGACGGCGCACUCCAAGUACACGGCCGAGGCCAGUGACGGUCGGGGCGUGGACCGUCAUCUGUUUGGGUUGAAGAAGCUGGUGCGCGAGGGCGAGAAGCUGCCGGCGCUGUACGAGGACCCGGCGUAUGGGUACAGUGGGUCGUGGUAUCUGUCGACCAGCCAGCUGAGCUCGGAGUUCUUCAAUGGCUACGGAUGGAGCCAGGUGAUUGAUGAUGGGUUUGGAAUUGCGUACAUGAUCAAUGAGAACAGUUUGAACUUCAACAUCGUGUGCAAGCGGUUGGGGGCGGAGCGGAUGAGCUACUUUCUGAACGAGGCGGCGUCUGAUCUGCGGGAUGUGUUGAUGCCUGAUCUGGCUGCUCAGAGCGAGAAGGCCAAGUUGUAAGCUCGACGAUAGACCGCGAAUGCUGUAGACUGAAUGGAUGCAUGAGAGUGAGUGGAUUGAAGAAAGGAAUCCGCCCGAGCGGCAAAUCGGGUGGAAGUC
Aspergillus saccharolyticus JOP 1030-1 is the source of this 2015-nucleotide messenger RNA. Its product is annotated as carnitine O-acetyltransferase CAT2. Gene Ontology annotation, biological process: carnitine metabolic process. Bases 84 to 1916 code for a protein of 610 amino acids. The record is from RefSeq and is a predicted model, not a curated record. The transcript has 4 exons. Gene Ontology annotation, cellular component: mitochondrion; peroxisome. Lineage: Eukaryota; Fungi; Ascomycota; Eurotiomycetes; Eurotiales; Aspergillaceae. Gene Ontology annotation, molecular function: carnitine O-acetyltransferase activity.